GUGACCCCGGCCUCAGCCCGGGAGGGGAAGCUGCCGUUGCCAGGCAACGCCGCAGCGGGCUGGGGAGCGGCCUGGUCGGCCCCGAAGCGGAGCAGGUCUUUCUUCAGUGAGACUCAGCAGUAACCUUUAAUGAUGGGAGACGUCCUCGCUUAUGAAGCCGAGUUACUUGGACUGGUGAAAGAGUAUUUAGACUUUGCAGAGUUUGAAGACACAGUGAAAACAUUUACAAAGGAAUGUAAAAUAAAAGGGAAGCCAUUACCUAAAACAGCAGGUGGUUCCUUGAGAGAUUCAAAAGCUUUGAUUAUCCAGAAGGAUCUGCUUACAGCAUUUGAAGAUGGAGAUCAGAAAGUUUUCUUUGAACUUUGGGAGGAGCAUAUUUCCUCUUCACUCCGAGACAAUGACCCUCUUGCCCAGAAGCUGGAGUUCUAUCUUCACAUCCACUUCGCCAUCUACCUCUUGAAGCACUCUGUGGGCAAGCCUGACAAAGCUGACUUCGAUGAAAGGAUUUCUCACUUUAAAACAUACCUGGAGACUAAAGGGGCUGCACUGAGCCAGACCACAGAAUUCCUCCCCUUCUAUGCUUUGCCUUUUGUUCCCAACCCCAUGGUCCACCCAUCCUUUAAAGAACUCUUUCAGGAUUCUUGGAUGCUGGAGUUAAAGACGAGGUUGGAGAAGUUCCUGUCUCUGACUCUCAAAGCCAGUCAUGCCCCAAGGCUUCUCACUUUAUACAAGGAGAAUGGACAGUGCAGCAAAGAAAUGUUGCAGCAGCUUCAUCAGCAGCUAGUGGAGGCUGAGCGCAGGAGCAUGACCUACCUUAAACGGUUUAAUAAAAUCCAGGUAGACUAUCACAAUCUCAUCGGGGUCACUGCUGAGCUGGUGGAUUCCCUCGAGGCCACAGUCAAUGGCAAGAUGAUCACGCCAGAAUAUCUUCAAAGUGUCUGUGUUCGUUUGUUUAGCAAUCAGAUGAGACAAAGUAUAGCUCAUAGUAUUGACUUCACGAGGCCUGGAACUGCAUCAACAAUGUUAAGAGCAUCUUUAGCCCCUGUGAAAAUACAGGAAGUGCCAUUGUUACCUUCUUUGGAUUAUGAGAAGCUGAAGAAAGAUCUGGUCAGCGGGAGUGAUCGUCUUAAAGCUUUUUUACUGCAGGCUCUGCGCUGGCGCUUGACAACGUCUCAUCCCGGUGAGCAGAGAGACACCGUCCUGCAGGGUUAUAUCAGCAAUGACCUACUGGAUAUCCACAACAGUAGCCAGCGAAAUGUGCUAAAAUUGCUACAUUCCAAGAGUGAGGUGGUCCGACAGUACGUGGCGAGGCUUAUCAAUGCUUUUGCUUCGCUGGCAGAAGGUCGGCUCUACCUUUCCCAGAACCCAAAGUUGCUGCGAGUGCUGGAGGAAAGGCUGAAAGCUGAAGACAAGGAUUCCCUUACACGGGAGAAUGUUCUGGGGGCUUUGCAGAAAUUCAGCCUCAGACGUGCCUUGCAGACGGCUAUGAUCAAUGACGGGCUCAUUUUCUGGCUGGUUGAUGUUCUAAAGGAUACGGAUUGUCUGUCAGAUUACACGCUGGAAUAUUCUGUCGCCUUGCUCAUGAAUCUUUGUCUCAGGAGUUCAGGGAAGAAAAUGUGUGCGAAAGUUGCAAACCACGUGCUCAAAGUUCUCUCUGAUCUCCUUGGCCAUGAGAACCAUGAGAUACAGCCAUAUGUGAAUGGAGCGCUGUACAGCAUUCUUGCUAUCCCUUCCAUACGAGAAGAAGCCAGAGCAAUGGGAAUGGAAGAAAUUUUGCGGUGCUUCAUCAAGGAAGGAAACGCCGAGAUGAUCCGGCAAAUUGAAUUCAUUAUCAAACAGCUCAAUUCAGAAGAGCCAUUGGAUGAUAGUGUUGAGUCUGAUGAUGAAGAGGAGGAUGAAGAUGAUGAAGAGGACCAUGAUACAAUGGAGGCUGAUCUGGACAAAGAUGAGGUGUUACAACCUCAGCUGGGAGAGCUGUCAGGAGAGAAGCUGCUGACGACAGAGUAUUUGGGAAUAAUGACCCAUACGCCAAAAGUGAAGAAGAAGCUGUUUCCUGGUGUCCAUCAGAGCAUAGAUGAGCCUCUCCAGAGACCAGUCACCCCGGGCUAUCACAGAGCUGCAUACCCAACGCCAGAAAAUGAUGCCAUUUCUUCCCAUGGCAGGGAUGGCAAAUUCCAGUCUAUGCAUAACUGUCGUCCUCCCACUCGUAGUGGUAGCAGGUCCAGCACUUCCGACUUUUGUAUUUCCUCUGCAGCAAUUGAAACAGACUCAUCCAAGGUAUUCUCAGCGGGUCUCAGAACGGAUCAACACCUCCCAGCAGUUACUGAAGUCCUGUCUGCCCGAUCCACUGAUUUUGUCCAGGACGAAGUUAAUGGGCAAUCAUACAGCAGCGAGUUUUCCUCUGCCUUCACCGGCAAACGUAGGGUCCCCCGCACUCCUGAAGUGCAGAGUCCCAGCCCUCGAAAGGGAAAGAUCCCAACCAUUGCACCGCAGUUUUCACAGUCUGGACCCCAGCAAACAAGCCGGCCUAGCUCUUCGGGAUCAUCUACAAGAAGCAGGCAAAGCAGCCAGUCCUCCAGGAAGUGAGAGCAGUUCCUUUCUUCAGCAACGUCCUGGCUUAUCCUUUAAGGACACAGGUAGCAUCCUGUAACAAGACUCCCAGCUUCACUGGCAGCACUCCCAGAGGAGAGUGAGGGUAUCAACACUCCACUGCAUAUGCCUUGCACUGUGAUUCAGGGAUUAUCUGAUGGGAUGUCUCCCCUAUUGGUUAAAACAAGAGACCUUCUCAGGAAUCACAAUUUGGGUAGCAUCGCUGCACCAGCAGCAGAGGAGGGCUGGUUGGAUAGAUGUAUGCAAUCCAACUAUUCCUAAUAGUUUAUUCUGAAGCGACAUUGCUGAAUAGAAUUAAAUUGUGUGUGUGUGUGUGCGCGCGCCUCCCCCCGCCCCACGAGGGACUGCCCUGGGGAGAAGGUCCAUAGGGCUGAUGUAAUGAGCUGGCUGAAGUGUACUGUUUACUGUACUCUGCUUGUAUCCGAAGAAGUGGGUAUUCACCCACGAAAGCUCAUGCUGCAAAACUUCUGUUAGUCUAUAAGGUGCCACAGGAUUCUUUGCUGCUUCUACAGAACCAGACUAACACGGCUACCCCUCUGAUACUGUUUACAUGUUGUUCUCUGGACCUGCUUUUAAAACAAGCCCUUGGUUUAUGAGCUGAGCGGGUGGAACAUCUACGUACAGGGAAACUUCAGCAGCCAAGAAAGACCAUGUGUCUGGUUCUGUGCUGAUUAAUGCCCCAUGCAAUCCUGUUCACUUCACGGGGCUUACAAUGCAUGUAAGUGAGCUCUGAAUUUGGCCCGCUGAGAUCUGUGCUGGGUGUUUGAUCAACAAGGAUCCUAGUCUUCCGUGAUUAAAACCCCCAAAAUUCUCCUAUAAAAAAUAGUAAAAAUCCACCUUUUUAUGUGAUGAAAAUGAAACACUGAGUUUAGUUUCCCAAGUCACGAUAUCUACAGGUAUCAGUUGAACACAAUAUUUUAUUGAUAUAGUUAUAAUUUGUAAGCGAGUUUGAAGCCUACCAGUGACAUCAGUCCUUAAAAUAAAAUAAAAUUAAUAGAAUUGCAAUUUGUAUUUCUUGCAUAUCCCAGAUACUUCUAUGUCUGUACUCUAUCCAGUGGAACCCCAUUUAUCCGAUCUAAUUGGAACAGUGGCAGAUCCGCCGAAGGCCGAGCUCGGCCGCCCGGGGCUGACUGCUCCAGUUUGGUUACGGCCGACAGCUGGAUAAUGGAGGCUCUGAUAAAUGGGGUUCUCGUGUAUGUUUUUCUUUUUUCACAAAAUGUAAAAACGCCAAUUGGAUUUCUAGGAUCCCUGUUCAUCCACCUUAUUUGAGAAGUGUGUGUCUGUGGUGUGGGGGGAAUCUUUUGCUGGUAUUAGUUGGUGUGUACUCAGCAGGCAGUGUUCAGGCUCCUCCACUGGGAAGGCGUGUGGACCUGCUCCAUUUUGCUGAAGAAAUAUAAAAUGGACAAGGGAGCAACCUGUGGCAAUUGAAACAAUAUUGCACCAUUGCCCAAAGGAGGGGCAGUGCUUUCCAGUAGGGAGCUAUUCAGCAGCCUUCCCUGAGGGCACCAGCCCCUUGUGGAGCCCUCGUCCUCGUCCAUUGAAUCAGCUUUCUCACCUGGGAUGAAGAACUGUUUUCUCCCUGAGCCAGUCCUGAGCAAAACACAUCCCUCCAAAGUGUGCACCUGGGUAUCCUUCCUUGACCCUUUGUCACCCUCUGUGACAUUCCUUACGUCUGACUUUGAACAAUUAUCUGUUACAUCUUCUUGUGAAAUCUUAGCAGGAACUUGUUUUCUCAAAAUAGGCUUGAGCUGUUCUUCAGUAAAUGUAAAGUGGAGGGUGAGAGGGCCAAUCACUGAAUAAGAACUAGAGCAGUUACUCGUAGCAUUGAUUUAUGAUGCAGAAAUUGUUUUGUUGUUCAUUCUUUUAAAUGUAGCAGCGAUCAGGAAACACUGCAAUAGCCACUGGGACUAGCUUUUCAGUAACAUCCCCUCACGUGUCAGCACUGAUGGAAACAAAAACAAGAAGCCCUCUUCCAAAUCCCAAACCGUCUGGCUGCUGACUGGGGGAAGGGGGUGGGACAGCCAGUGCUUUUUCACUUUUUUACAUGUUCACUUUUCAAAACCAAACAUCGGGGCAGGUGGGGAGUGGGGAGUUGAGGCCUUUUGUGCUGGGAUUGCUGCAUGUGAGGAAAGCAAGCCGAAAACCUUAGACAUGAUAAAGCAACACUGAAUUGGGAGCAUUUGCAAAUUAGAAUGAACCUUGUGGUGGUUUGAAUGACCCACUGCCUUUGAAGCAAAAAUGUCAUCACUGUCCCAUAGGAAAGAAAUGGUUGCAUUGUCAUUGAACGGAAAGAAAGCUUUACACAUGGAUUUAGACCUUGGGUGGCAAAUUUCCGCCUAGGGUGAUAUUAACCAGUCAGGGUCAGUUCUCAAUUGAUGCAAAUUGUCAUUAGGUCCAUUGAGCACGGUGAAACUUACCGAUUUACUGUAAAUGGGGCUCUGACCCCUGAAUAACAAAUCCAAACCCUUGGAAAUUAGACUUAAUUUUGGAAUUGGACAAAUACUGAUGGGUUUGAAAUACUGCAAUUUACAAAGACCAGAUCACUUUGUAAUUUUAAUUUGUCCACAAGAAGGGUAAAGUAGUCAGGAAAUCAGCAGUUCUUACGUAGUUCCAUGUCUGCAUAGGACCAAAAGUGGUUGUGGGUCCUCUUAGACCUCUGUCUUCUAUCAUUUUAAAACUUUCUUUUAAAAGUGCCAGAGAAAAAACUCGGGGGGGGAAUCCAACUCCUUAUGCAGAUCUCCCCAUCCUGACUUGGGAGCGGCAAACGCCUUUAGGUGAAAAUUCCUGCUGAUUCCUAAGAAGGCCGCGACAGACAGAAUAUUAACAUCCCCAGGGUGACUCUGUGGAGGUUUGAUGGAGACAAGUGUCAGUCUAGUUAGCUUUGCUUUUUCCUCUUAAGCAUUGUCUUUUUCCAAUGUAAAAUAUCAAGACUACUUGUUACAAAUGGGGUGCUAGGUAUGCGCAUUUGCAUUUCCUGAUACCCAGAAUUCCUUUUCAGUUCAGUUUUUUUUAAUUAUACAGCAGUGCUAGUGUUUAGCUUAGAAUGGGCCUGCUUCUGUGAGCUGGGAGCAGCUUUUGUGAAGGGUGGAGUGCUCUCUAUUUUAGUACACUUAACAGGCCUGAUCCUUUGCUGGUACAUAAAUCUAGUGUAACGCCUUUGAAUUUUUAACAACGAGGCAAUUAACAUUGGAACAACUUACCCAGGGGUGUGGUAGAUUCUCCGCCACUGGCGACUUUUAAAUCAAGAUUGGAUGUCUUCCUAAGAUACACUGUUUGCAGUGCUGUUGUAGAUGUGUUGGUCCCAGGAGAGUGGAGAGACAGGGUGGGUGAGGUAAUGUCUUUUAUUUGGAUCUGCUACUGCUGGUGAAAGAGACAAGCUUCGAUCUUAAUUCUGUGUAAGCUUAAAAGCUUGUCUCUCACCAGCAGACGUUAGUCCAGUAAAAGAUAUCACCACACCCAUCUUGUGUCUCUCAAAAAGUAACUCUCAGUCGUAAGGCCAGUGUUGCACAGGAGGUCAGACUCCGGUCCCUUCUAGCUUGGAAUCUAUGACAGUCAGUGGAGUUGUGCUAACUUACACCAACUGAGGGUCACGAUAAAUUGAGGGCGCAGCGCACCUUGCAGAAUUGGGCCCAAAUCAACAAGCCUGGGAGGGGAGAAAUAGUUCUUUCUUACAGGGGCCUUUAUAAGUGAGGCCUCUAUGGAGUUUUCCCCCCUUUGAGCCACUAGACAUGUUGGAGUGUCACUCUAUAAUUUGCAGACUUUACCAGACUGUUUUGGGGCUACCCUCAGUCCACCAAAGUAAUCGAUUAGAUCUGACAAUUUUCCAUCCACUUUUGCAAUGAAACGAACCAUGUGUGGAUGUUUAAACUAAUUUCUCAGCAAUGCAAUUCCUAUUAAAGGCUGAUAAAGGACUUUUUUUCUGUGGAAAAAUGGGAAUGUCAAUCAUGCAGGCAGAGCUUUUUCAGUCUCAUAAGUGUAAGUAUUGCUGUUGAUAAAGGGUUACAAGUAGUCGGACAGUAAAAGAGGAAACAGGAUAACACGCAUGCAAUAAAUUCUGCACCUCAUUUCUAAAGGAAGUUAGUCACUUUCACAUGCUCUCGAAAGACUGCUAGUUGAUAAAACAUGCCCACAAUAAAUCCAUAAUCAGAGCAGUGGAGAAUACCCUGCUUGAAUGCUUCAUUGCUUACUUAAACCUGCUGUAUUCUUGUUUACAGGAAGCUAAUACAGGAGUUCCACACAUCAAAAGAGGAAAGCUUUCUGGGGUCAAAAGGCUGUGAGGCUACUUCAAGUUAUAGCUUCGGCCUAAUUUUAUCUUUAGAGAGAGAGAGAGAGUGUGUGUGUGUGUGUGUGUGCGCGCGCACACGUGUGUAGAUAUACAAUAAAAACGGUGUCUGUAAUGUUUAAAUUCUGCAUGGAGGGCUUCUGGAUUUAUGCUUGUUUUGAUAACAGCUGUUCACCUCUGAAUCCAUAGUCUUAAUUCAUUUUGUUGGUUUGCUUGGUCAGUUUCUGUUUGUUUGUUUUUACAUUUCCCUGCAUUUCACAGUUGAGAAAACCACUUUCCCUGCUAUGUUUUGCACCACCUGUGUGACAAACAUGGCCCCCUUUUAUUUAGCUCUUAAGCCAGAUCUACAGGUCAGCCUAGCUAGUGUGCUCUCGGGUUUGAAAACUUCACACCCAGAGUGCCACAGUUAAGCCAACCUAGUCCUCCAUGUAGCCAGAGCUGGGUGGACAGAAGAAUUCUUCCAUUGACCUAGUUACUGCCACUUGGGAAGGUGGAUCACAUGUAUUGCCAAACAAACCCUUCCAUCACUGUAGGAAGUAUUUACACUAUGGGUACGUCCAUACUACCCGCCGGACUGGCGGGUAGCAAUCGACUUCUCGGAGUUCGAUAUAUCGCGUCUCAUCUAGAUGCGAUAUAUCAA
This is a messenger RNA of Mauremys reevesii (Reeves's turtle), 7532 nucleotides long. It is a transcript of the gene ARMC9, whose product is annotated as armadillo repeat containing 9. Gene Ontology annotation, molecular function: protein binding. The record is from RefSeq and is a predicted model, not a curated record. The coding region runs from base 130 to 2586 and encodes 818 amino acids. Gene Ontology annotation, cellular component: ciliary tip; centriole; ciliary basal body. Gene Ontology annotation, biological process: cilium assembly. The transcript has 25 exons. Lineage: Eukaryota; Metazoa; Chordata; Testudines; Geoemydidae.